This is a messenger RNA of Cyprinodon variegatus (sheepshead minnow), 3023 nucleotides long. It is a transcript of the gene tfe3b, whose product is annotated as transcription factor E3-like. Gene Ontology annotation, biological process: regulation of transcription by RNA polymerase II. Bases 179 to 1543 code for a protein of 454 amino acids. The record is from RefSeq and is a predicted model, not a curated record. Gene Ontology annotation, cellular component: nucleus. Gene Ontology annotation, molecular function: DNA-binding transcription factor activity, RNA polymerase II-specific; protein dimerization activity; RNA polymerase II cis-regulatory region sequence-specific DNA binding. NCBI's taxonomy places the organism in Eukaryota, Metazoa, Chordata, Actinopteri, Cyprinodontiformes, Cyprinodontidae. The transcript has 9 exons.
GAUGUCAUCUCAACAUAAACAACAGCGUGAAGUGACAGGGCUACAGACUGCUUAGUGUGUAACCGCCGACACAGAAAAUAUGGCAAAGAAAGCGGAGGUGUCUGGUUACUAAUGGCUGUAUUUAUAUGAAAUCGACCCAAUUCUAAGCUCCAUCUUUAGAUCUUGAUCUGCUCCUACCAUGUCGUCACGCGUUUUGCUGCGCCAGCAGCUGAUGCGAGAACAAGCCCAGGAGCAGGAAAGACGUGAGGCCCAGCAGCAGGCCUCUGCCUCCCAGCUCCGGGCCUCUGUCCCCACGACAGCCAUCUCUGUCACUUUGCCUCCCAAUGCUGCUCGUCCUCCACCAGCACAGGUGCCUGUGGAGGUGCUAAAAGUCCAGACCCACUUGGAGAAUCCUACUAAGUACCACAUCCAACAGGCACAGAGGCAACAAGUCAAGCAGUAUCUCUCCACCACUCUGGGAAACAAGGCGAUCACUCAGUCUCUCGGCGUUUCCCCUGUGCACCAGUCUAGCUCGGCCCCUGAAGUCGGCCCCUCUGCCAGCAGCGCCCCCAACAGUCCUAUGGCUCUACUUAACAUCGGAUCCAACAAGGAGGAAAUUGAUGACGUGAUCGACGACAUCAUCAGUCUGGAAUCCAGCUUCAAUGACGACAUUAUUACAAUGAUCGAUUCAGGUCUCCAGCUGCCCAGCACGCUCCCGGGAACUCUGCUGGAUGUUUACAACAGCCCUGGAAUGGCAGGUCCUGCUCUCACUGUUAGCAACUCCUGCCCUGCUGACCUGCCACAGAUUAAAAGGGAAAUUACUGAUGCCGAUACCAAAGCAUUAUUGAAAGAAAGGCAAAAGAAAGACAACCAUAACCUCAUUGAGCGGAGGCGACGAUUCAACAUAAAUGAUCGAAUUAAAGAGCUGGGUACUCUGAUCCCCAAAUCAAGUGACCCAGAGAUGCGCUGGAAUAAAGGCACCAUUCUCAAAGCCUCUGUAGACUACAUCAGGAAACUACAGAAGGAACAACAGAGAGCCAAGGAUAUUGAAAUGCGCCAAAAGAAGUUGGAGCAGGCCAACCACAUUCUAAUGUUGCGCAUUCAGGAGCUAGAAAUGCAGGCACGGCUCCACGGAAUCCAAGCAUCCAACAAUAUUUCCUCAGGCCUGACUUCCGACGUCUCGCUGCAGCAUCAGCCAGAAGCUCCCCACAGUGGCCAGUCACUGCCCACAAACACAGCAGUGGCCUCCUCCCUGAACCUUUCCGGGCUGGGAGGCGCAGCGCAGCCGCUGCCGGCCUCCUUCCUUUCCCCGCCCUCCUCAGACUCCCCCGCCGGGGUCACCAUCAGCAGCCCGCUGGACCUCGGCAGCCUGAGCUUCGCCGAGCUGGACGACCCCACCGCCUCAGCACUGUACCCCGACGUCGGCCUGGGGGACAUCCUCAUGGAUGACGGGUGCACCCUGUCGCCAGACAGGAUGGGCGGGCCGCUGUUUUCACCUCUGUCACCAGGUGCCUCUAAAACCAGCAGCCGCAGGAGCAGCCUUGAAAUGGACGAGGACUUGUGAUGAGCUUCAAGUGACCGGAGACGGUCUGUAGGGAGGAAGCAUGUGAGGAAGGGCAGUCUAUCACUAAUUAUUAAAUCUAUUUAUAGGAUUGAACCUCAAAGUUCAGAUAAAUGAAAACAGCGUAACUUAAAAUGGAAUUAGAUUUGUCAUUAAAUAUAUUUUUGCCAUAUUUACCAUUGUUCCUAUUUGGAACUGAUCAAAUGAUUGUCUAAGUUUAUAAAUGCAAUCUUGUUAAAUGGAAUAUUGUAUAUUAGAGGCAUUGAGCUGUAGCAUUAAGAAAUGUAAAGUGCUUCAAUAUUUUUUAAAGAUUAAUUCAGAGAUUUAAUCGGGAGGUCUUUUUUUUUAUUACUAUUGUUAUUCCUAAAUUUAUUAUAGACUUAUAUAUUAUGAGAAAAGCUGUGAGGAUUUACUGGCAUCACAAACUUACUAAGAGAUGCCAACAUUCAGUAUAGUUUAAUUUAGUCUCUUUAACUGACUGGAAUCAGGGUUGGUCGCUCCUCCAUGUUGGUUUUUUCACCAGCAGCUACAGAAGGGAUCUUUUGUUAAGCAAAUUGGCACAUUGUGAAAUAUUUCUGCAUAUUGUAUAUAAGAGUAUUUUAUUUUGAGCAAUCUCCUUGCACCUUACUUUAAGGCAGUCUAUGCAUUUUAUGAGAGCUUUUUUUUUUUUGUUUUUUUUUGUACCAUUACAUCCAGUGGACUGUUUCUAGCCCAGGUUAGCAUGAUAAUAAAACCAUACAAGCAGCUACUUAGCCAAAGCAGGAUUUCUUCCAGAGUAGUUACAGUUCCACUCUUUACUACAUUCUCUUAGUGAACGCAUGAGUUUAUGAGAGAAGAAAUGUAUCAUUUUCCAACAGUACUGUAGUUUAUUAUACUUUUUUUUUUUUUUUUUUUUAUACCUGAUAGUUUGAUAAAUGCUUUUUCAUUACUAAUAUCUGUAUUGUCUUCCUAAAAUUUCUGUGAUUACUAAAUUAAUUUUACCAGUUGGCAUGUUUUACACAGAUUGUUUUAUUUUUGAAUGAUGGAAUCAUGCAUUAAUGUUCUUUCUAGUAUGGACUUCAGAGGGCCCCAGCUCUCUUUAAAAGAAACCACUAGCUUCACCUCAGAGUUUAAAAAAAAAGAAGAAAAAUUGAUGACUGAGUGGAUCCUGCAAAUCAGCUCUACAGGCACAAAAAUUAAAAUGCUUAACACAAUCUUGUAUGCAGUUCAUUGAUGUUUUGUUUUGUUUUUUUAUGCUGAUUUAGUUUUGUAUGUCCAUUAGGAGGUUACAGCAGCAAUACUCAUCUGUGUAUUGCUCAAAGUUUGGAAUGAUGAUGUUUAAGGUGUACAUUCAAAAUCUGGACCUGCUCUACACCAAACACCUCUGCCUUUUUAUUGUCUGUACAUGUUUUCUGCAAAUAUGCAAUAUUAUCCACCACAUGUCCUGGUAUGUUUGAGUGCUAAAAUAGACAGUUAAACACAAAAAUGUGUGUCUUGUCGCCAU